Molecule: messenger RNA, 3287 nt
Organism: Aspergillus steynii IBT 23096
Lineage: Eukaryota; Fungi; Ascomycota; Eurotiomycetes; Eurotiales; Aspergillaceae
Exons: 4
Coding region: 148-3012 (954 amino acids)
Source: RefSeq, a predicted model, not a curated record
UCCAGGGACUUCAUCGUCAGUCGCCAACCUCCCUCAUCCACUCCCAUCAUUUUCAUCACAAUUUCAUUCACUUGGGUGCCGUGGUGGCCCCUACCAACACACUUCUACUUCACUUGACAGCCCCCGACCCACUGACCGCCUUGCUUGAUGGCGCGCUCCCGGUCGCGCUCUGCUUCACGGCCGUACGAGCCUACGUUGAAGUCAACAAAGGCCGUAUCCAACGCAAAGGCUGCCGUAGCGAGUCCAUCUCGCAGAAGAGUUACCAGGAGCCAGAGUCGUGAGCCGGAGCUUUCAGGCUUGCAAAAUGGGGAUCUCAACGCCGGACGACCGUCUACGAAUGCCCGUAGUUGGAAGCAAAACAUGGGCAGAAACGGGAAGGGUCUCGACGCUGUUGUGGAAGAAUCCCCCGUCAGAUCGCCCGCAAAAUCGCCUCGCAAGUCUGGUGCUCGUCAUGACAACCACACUGCGCCGGAUUCGCCUGAGGAUGCCGCCAAUAUCUCCGGCACCACUAUUCUCCCUUCGGAGCCGGACACCAGCCUUGAUCCAGAGAUGAUGCUUGAGUCUAUCGGAGACCUGCUGCGCACGUCGAGUGACGUUUUGAAGUUGCUUGUCCCUGCCUCCACGGACCCUGUCAGCAUCGUGAAUUUAGCAUCGAAGCUCGCGGACCCCAAGAAUACCCAGAGCAGACGUCUUUCGCGCUCGAAGUCGAAGUUCGAGUCUGAGGCUAGCUAUUUCGGGGGUCACUCGUAUAUAGACGUUGAAAGGAACAGCGAAUUAGUCUGUUCGGCCUUGAAGAAUAGGCGUGACGGGCUUGCUGAAGACUGGACUCCGUACCCGAUGCAAAAGGCAAACUGUGCGCGUUUUGCCAUUGAGGUGCUCCUGGCCAGAGCUGAAACGGAUGCUCCAAGACAGGCUAUUCAGCAUGUCGAAGGUCUAUUUCCAUCAGUCUUCAUGAGUGACAUUGUUCAUGACGGUCAGCUACCGGCAAUGGGCGAAAGCUCUCUUGGAAAAGACACCUUCAAUCUUGCCUUGGAAAUCAGGACGCAAUUCCUGAUCGGACUAAUGGAGGAACACCAAAACGACCCUGGCUUUGAUCCUGAUGCCUUGUUGCAAGGCACAUUUCUCGUUGAAGAACUUCCUGAGGAGGUUUACGAUAGCAGCAAAGCGCCACUCCGUGGAUUCAACUUGACCAGUCUUGGUGGUGCUGAUGGGUACCUUCCUUUCCACCCUUCGCGCUUUCGGGACGAUGCUUAUGAUCGUUUCAAUGAAUUGCGACUAAACGUGACAGAUGGACUAGUUGACAUUGACGAACUAAAGAGCACGUAUCGAUGGUCAAGCUUCACUAUGAAAGCUGCCCAGUGGAUCCGCAAACGCAAUGAUGAAAUUGACGUGCAAUUAAGAGGGCGACGUCCGGCAGAGGACAUCAAGGAUGAGUACUUUGCUUCUCCUAGAUCGGUUCCCAGAGUGAGCAGUAUAGCUCCUCGCUCUGAAGCCACGCUGAGUCCUGCACGGAUGGGCAGCGCGAGACCUUCUACUCUUGCUGCUGAAUAUCAAAGGAUGACGGCUCGAGGCUCGCCUUUCAAGAUAACCCCAAGCAGGUCGAGAAUACCGAGCAAUCUACGAAUAUCGGAUAGCCAUAGCAUCAAGAAUACGCCAAGUCCGUCCAGAGAAUCCCCCAUUCAUCAGACAGCAUCGGAUGCUCCGCAGGAGCGUGAUGAUCAGGGAACCCUGAACACUCAAGGAUCGCCAGUUGAGCGAACUGCCCCCGAACCUAGCACUUCGGACCACCCGGACAACCAGGAAGAGCCAAGAACUGCUCCUGAAAUAAGAGAGCGGCGAAAAUCGAAGCCCUCAUUUCUUAACGCUUCCUCGAUCGGCCGCAUAAUGCAAAGGCAGAGGCGAAGCUCCGACUUUGUUCAGCCCUCGUUGCAGGCAGAGGACGACACUCUCGUUUCUGAAGAUCGUCGCAAAACAUUGCCCGCUACCUCGCAGUCCAAAGCUGCCGACCCCGUCGAGCCUGAACGGCCCGCAGCACCCACGGCGCCCGUAGAGCCUGCCGAGAUACCAGACACCAUUAUAGAUAGUCCUCUUUUUGUGCCCCAAGACGAUGAAUUGCUCACCAUUAAUGAUACCGGGUUUAGUCUCGAUGCAGACAACUCGAGAAUUCAGAUCGAGCGAUCUCACAGUCCCCCUGUCGGGAGCAAAAUCAGUCACGAGCCCGGCCGUCAACGGGCGGACUCUAUAGCAAGCAUCCCUGUGAAUAGAUCCCCUGGUCCUGGGCUUCCUUCCGAUCGGGAAUUAUGGCAAGCAACCAAAAAGCACGUCGCGUCCAAUCCCGAUGCGGCAAGGAGCAAGCACCCUCGAGCGGCUUUCAUCGAUCAUCAGGAGAACGCACACCGAGUGUCGCCGAUUAGCCACGGAGCAAACGCCAACGACACCCAAAGAACGCUACCUGUACCCCGGCCAUUGAAUAAGCGACGACGUGAGGAGUCGAACGAUCAGGACGAAGACGAGGAGAGUGAGGGCGAGUUCGAUAGGGACGCGCGCACAGUCGAUGUCUCUCGCAAACGUGCAGCAAAACCAGCGCAGCGCACGAACAAGCGCCAGAGAAUAGCGAAUGAGGACGAGGAGCAAGCUGGCUCUUCCUCCGCGCCUCAGAAUCAAGAGACCAGGGGACCGUCGCCAACCAUUCCGUAUCGCCUUUCUCAACCCUCAACCCACCAGUCGCACGUGCGCUGGACUCCGGCCGAAGACGAGCGGCUAAUUCGCCUUAUCAAGGAAUACGAGUGCAAGUGGUCCAGGAUCGAGCAGGAGAAUGAGGCGCAGCCCGAAAAACCAGGCGAGAAGAGAAUCGAGGCCCGAAACCAGAUCCAGCUGAAGGACCGGGCGCGGAACUUGAGAAUUAAGUAUCACCGGAAUCAACAACCACUCCCAAAGAAUUUCGACAGAGUGACUAUAAAACAGGCGGACGUUGACAGGCUCGCAAAGCAAGGCAUAAUCGUUCCACGGUAGUAGCCGAUCGCCCCCAUCCGGGCGAAGUACAACUGGCUUACUUGCUUUUUUGUUUCAUUUAUUCCAACGUUCUAUUGGACCUAACGUCAGCAUGUCAGCAUGGCUAUACGAUGAUUUGUUGUUACCUUGAUACCCCUGAACCGUUCUGUUGGAAAGCGUUGGAAUUGUCUUUCUCAUCUUGCUUUUCACUUGCUUUUUGUUCUCCGCUUCAGGAUUUUUGUUGCCGGUUGACGUUUAGGUGUUUAUAUUUUGGAUUGUAAUUAAUUAUACUCAAU